GCAAGGGGUGGAAGAUGGGACACAAAUGACUCCAGUUCGCUUUACACGCAGAGGGGCGGACGGCGCACGGACCCCGCCUUCCCCAACUGAGUGUGGGUUCCAGGCACUGGGGAGGACCUGUUGGCCCCCUGACCUUGGACGAGCCAUAUUGGAUACCCUGGCGCUGUCCCGCCUUCCACGCCGCCAACUCCGCCGCUCUCGCCGUGAAGCGCGGCCUCGGAGCCACCACGGCGGCCGCAGCCAGCCGCGGGCGCAGCCGCAGGGGAAUAAUCCCAACAUCUGCCCGAUUUAUUUUCUUCCCUCUCCCUAUGUUUGGACGUGUUUCUCUCCCUGCUCUGUUUUUCCUUCACACUAAUUCGCAACCUGGCAGUUUGCAAAAAGGAAACUCCCCUUCGGCAUGGAAAGCCGCUUUUGCUUCUUGUUGUCGGGGGAAACCAUUCCAGCAAGAAUGAGUUCAAAAAGAGGGGAAACCGUGUCGCUGGAGAGAAAGUAACAUUCAGAGAUCGACGAGGACAGAGGGAGGGGGAGAGGGAGAGAGGAAUGUCUGCAACAGGCAUCUAAAAACAAGUGUGGAGGAGCAGAGAUUCCCCAUUCCCAGGUUACUACCGCGCGCGUUCUGCGCGAGCCAUUGCAAUGCCAGGAUUCACUGUAAGCACAAUUUUAAGGCCUUUUAAAUCUUUUUUGGUAAGACUUACCUUUCUCUUCGGCAUAAUGACUAUGUUGGUGAAGCAAAAAGUAAAGCAACCGGCUGGAACUGCUGGCGCCGCCGCUGGAUGCUGCCUGUGCUGCUGCAGCUGCUCACACGCAGGGCACCGCGUAGCCCGGCCUCUUCGACCUGCACCUCCGCGGCUCCCUCCGGGGGCCCUCUGCUCGCCUCCCUGCUGCUCCAAUGAGGAGCCCCGCCAGCCGGCCGCGAGGCCCCAUUGGCCGAGGCAACGUUCUAAAUUCCACGAGGGCACGCCCACCUCCGCGCGCGGUACGCGCUGUUGUAGUUUCCACUUCACCGAAAAAUCUGCCUGGCGACUGAGCAUGCCCAGUUCAACUAGUAGCCCCCAGGCCACACAAUCCUGAAGUUUCAUUGUUUCACUGCUCUCUCUUGGAGAUUGUAAGAGUAAGAACAGUGUGUUCCUUCAUAGGAAGGAAAAAGAGUAACAAUGAACACGUAAACUUUAUAAUGUAAGUAUAUACACAGCAGGUACUUUAUACAUUUCCUACCCAUAAAGACUUUUAAUGAGUGUUACAUGAUGGGGACCUGUAAAGAGUGGGAAGGUACUCUGUUCUGGAAGAGCGUGGCAACCUCUAAACGUCUCCGUUUCCUCCUCUAGAUAUGCAGUGACAACAGUCCCUAAAAUAACUUAGCUCUAAUUUUCUAAAAUCUGUGAUUAUAAAUCACUCACUAAUUCAGCCAACUUCAAACUAGAUGUGAACAGGAAUAGGACAUGUUUAUUAUGUAAAUUAGGAAAAGAAAGAACAAGGUAAAAACUGAUUAUUUUAUAUUUGAAACAUAUUUGAAUCACACCUGUCAUGUUCCACCUUAUGCAUGUUUCUUAACGUUCUGCAAGGCAUAAAAUGAGCGUUGCAAAAAUACUUCUGAAUUCAUUUUAUGAGACCAGAUUUACUCUGCUAUCAAAACCAGUCAAAGACUUCAAAAGAAAAGAGAGUCACAGACCAAUAUGUCUCAUAAAACAGACACAAGAGUCACGAACAAAAUUUUAGUAAAUGAAACUCAACAACAUUUAAAGGGACAAUACAUCAUGACCUGUGGGGCUUAUCUUGGGAAUGCAAAGUUCCUUUUUUAAUAUCUGAGAAUCAAUCAAUAUAAUUUGCAGAAUUAAUAGAAUAAAGCGGGAAACAAUCAUUUUAGCACAUGCAGGAAAAGUGCUACUUGAACAGGUAAGCUAAUUGUGAUGAACACAUAGAGUGGAAUACUACUCAGCAAUAAAAAGGAAUAUAUUUUCCUACAUGGAUGAAUAUCAGAAACAAAACUCUGCAUGAAAGAUGUCAACUACAAAAGAUUACAAUGAAUGACCUCAUUCAUAGGAAAUUAUAGAAAAAGCAAAAUUGGGCAAAGUUAGUUUCAGAAUCAGUAGGCAAAGCUCACAUCUGUCGAAGCCUUUUAUAAAUAUGGCCAAAUCCACUUUGGUAACACAGAGGCUGCAAAUACGUAUUAAAAAUAUCUUCAAAGAAUGAAGUUUAAUAUUUCACUUUUUCUGUAAUAAUUUUCAGAAUAAAUUAAUUGAUCUAGCACACUCCAGAGGUAGUUAAUGACUUUCUUUUUUGGAACAUCUUUAUGAACUCAUGGAUUUUUAUAUAUUUGGUGUGCAUCAGUGUAUUGCUAUCAUUAUUAUUACCUUUUUAAUGCUCAUGUUACCACAUCUUUAACCAAUGCAUGCCACUUCAAAUUAGUGCCUGUGUUCUUUUGAUAGGAUCCCAACUAUUUUUGAUAGAUUCCCUGUUCUUAGACAUUCAGCGAAUGACAAUAGUAUACUCAAACAAACUAAGAUAAAAUCCAGUUGCUUAGAGCUAGAUAAAAGUUUACAGGUUAAUAAUUUUACCAUUAAAAUAAUAUUUAUCAUGAAGAUUUAUUGCAAGAGAUUAGUCUGCCAAGUGCUUGAUUGUUAAAAAAAAGUCAGUGAAAAUAUUUUUAAUAAGAUAUGUGUGAGAAGGAUACUGAGUAGCACUUGCAAUCUGGAUGGCUAUGUUUCUUUAUGGGGAUGGAAAAGUGCCACAUUAAAGGUAGUGC
Molecule: messenger RNA, 2743 nt
Organism: Saimiri boliviensis boliviensis (Bolivian squirrel monkey)
Lineage: Eukaryota; Metazoa; Chordata; Mammalia; Primates; Cebidae
Source: RefSeq, a predicted model, not a curated record